Molecule: messenger RNA, 249 nt
Organism: Gongylonema pulchrum
Lineage: Eukaryota; Metazoa; Nematoda; Chromadorea; Rhabditida; Gongylonematidae
Source: the annotation of a GenBank genome assembly
UCCUGCGGUUUGCCGUUCAAAGUGCGCUAUUUAUUUCUGGGUGAUUAUGUUGAUCGAGGUCGACAUCCACUGGAAGUGAUUGUUUUAUUACUCGCUUGUAAAAUACAAUUUCCAAAAUUCGUCUUCCUCCUGCGCGGCAACCACGAACUUUUCCAUAUCAACAAGUUCGUUAUUUAUUUCUUCGCUAGUCCUGUUAUUUACUCCUGCAGUGGCCAAGCUGAUGAACAGUUUACAAGAGUGGAGGGAUAA